UCUCUGGCUAAUAAUAAUAAUUCAGUGAAUUCUGUGUGAAUAAAUGUGAUUUAUUUUUUAAAUUAUCCAUUACGGUGACAAGAAUACGGAAACAAAUGAAAGCAAAAAUGUGCAAUGGACCAUUGUAUGUUGAUUCAUUUUCAGCAUUUCAAUUGCUCAGGAACUACAAUAGACUCGUUACACCAACACCAACAGAUUUCAAUCAGUACUAUAACCUAGCUCUGUUAAAAGAUUUCGAACGCACUAGUGCAGCAUUCGGUUUGGGAGCUCCAAAUGAUUUUGUACCAUCGAUAAAUCCACUAAAAACCAUUACACCGCUGAAGGAGUACCAACCAACCGGAGAACUGAAUAACAUAUUAAAGAAACCAUCAAGUCCCAAUCGAAUGACGGUAUCGUCAACGUGCUCUCCGACACCAUCAACACAGGUAAGCAAUCGAUUGCAAAGCGAUUCGGUCAACAAUUUUACAGAAAAUCAGAACACAUGCGAUCGAUUGCCCAACGAAACAAAUCGAUUUGAUGGCUACACUGAAACUCUUGCAAUUCCACCAAAUUUAAUACCAACGAAUUCAGUUAAAACAAAUGGCAAUAUUAUACCAGCAAAUCUUCCGUCAAUUGAUAAUUUUCAAUGUAUUUUGAAUCGACGACAACGUGGCGAAAAGCGACCCAUUCCAGACGAACAAAAAGAUGAAAAAUACUUUGAAAGACGGAAACGGAACAACGAAGCAGCCAAAAAAUCUAGAGACGCACGCAAAAUUAGAGAAGAUCGAAUUGCAUUCCGUGCAGCAUUGUUGGAACAAGAAAAUGCAAUACUUCGAGCACAAAUUUUAGCUCUUCGAGAGGAGCUCGCAACAUUACAACAAAUGAUUUGUAAUCGUGCAAAUAUUCAAUAAGAUCUUAUAAAUGAACUUGUCAAUCAGAAUCUCAUAAGUUACCACCUGUAGUUGGGCUGACAACCACAACACACAACAAAUGAAAUGUGCAAUCAAUUUGAAAUUUGCGUGAAAACUCAAUACUAAUUGACACAGCAAACUUAACUAUAAGAAUCAAAGUGUUUUGUAGAUAAAAAAAAAUCACGAACCACAUCAAAAGUGCACUUAAAACAAACUGUCCAUUGUUUCUGUUUUGUGUGAGAUAUUUUGUAAAAUUAUUCAAAUCAAGCAAAAUAAAUAUAGAUAGAUAGA
Messenger RNA from Contarinia nasturtii (swede midge), 1181 nucleotides. RefSeq lists its product as uncharacterized. Gene Ontology annotation, molecular function: RNA polymerase II cis-regulatory region sequence-specific DNA binding; DNA-binding transcription factor activity, RNA polymerase II-specific. The transcript is spliced from 4 exons. Gene Ontology annotation, cellular component: nucleus. Gene Ontology annotation, biological process: regulation of transcription by RNA polymerase II. The record is from RefSeq and is a predicted model, not a curated record. NCBI's taxonomy places the organism in Eukaryota, Metazoa, Arthropoda, Insecta, Diptera, Cecidomyiidae. The coding region runs from base 96 to 890 and encodes 264 amino acids.